Messenger RNA from Saitoella complicata NRRL Y-17804, 1824 nucleotides. RefSeq lists its product as uncharacterized. Bases 376 to 1602 code for a protein of 408 amino acids. Lineage: Eukaryota; Fungi; Ascomycota; Saitoellomycetes; Saitoellales; Saitoellaceae. The record is from RefSeq and is a predicted model, not a curated record. The transcript is spliced from 4 exons.
GUUCAGGUCCUUGGUCGUGGCAGAUGUCGAUGUCGAGGGUGGGCAUGUGAUAUCGGUCCCGGACGACCGGAUCCGAGGAGUCCAGAGUACUCGAAUCCUCAAAGAGGAGGAAUGGUCUUGGUAAAGUUUCUUUGUACAGUUCCUUCGUCCUGGUUCUCUCUCGAUCGCGCGGUGCAGCUCUUGCAGCAUUCAUUCCCGACGUCAUGAGCGACGACGUUCAACGCUGCCCCACCAACAACCCCGCUCGAUCAUUCAGCUAUAUAUCAAUCACGUCAAGAAGACCCAUAUAAGCCUGCCAAUUCAUUCAGCUGUAUAUCAAUCGAAUUAUCCAGCAGAUCGAUCAAUCCGGACCACCGCGAAUCCACAGCAGCGACGAUGAAGUCUUUCCUUUACUCCCGUGCGCCGUCGCCGACGAGAGAGCAUGCCAAGACCUCGAAGAAGGGAAACAAGCGUGAUACAUUCUACGUAACAGGAGGACCUCCAAUCCACGCAGGUGUUUACGACUCCCUCUCCGACCCCCCCCUCCCCGACCUGCCGAAAAUCCACGCCGUAAUGAUAAAAUAUCACAUCACAUUCACACCGUCAAAACCCCUUCCCGCACAAUCCCUCACCGCGAAAUUUCUCGGCAUGAAGGAGAUCAGCGUAGACUACGCACAAGGCGACAACAUGGGCCAAAUGGAUCGGAGGAGCGCACAGGAAGUCGUAUUGGGGAUGGAGUGGAAUUUGUGGGGAAAGGGGCCAGAUGGCGGGUGGGUCGGUGACGAUGAGGUGUUGAAGGAGGGGAAAGAGUAUACGUUUGACAUUGUUGCGAAGUUACCGGAGAAGACGCCGAGAAGUAUCUCAACUCACUCCGGCUCGAUAUCCUACUCCCUCAAAGUCUCCAUGAAACCCCACUUCAUCCCGUCCCUCAAUCUUCCCGUCCUCAACCCAUUCUCUCUCAACCCACUCUCACCCCGCCAGGGCUUCACCUUCAACUCGCGCGAAACGAUUGACAUGAUCGGUGCGGAUCAUGAGUUGGGGAAGGGCGAGAGAGUGCAUGUCGAGUUCCCGGAUCAGUGCUACAAGGGCCCCGGAUGCGAAUUCCCGUUAAGUGUGACAGUUGGUGGGGGAAAGGUACACGAUAUCGAAAAGGUGGAAGCCCGAAUCAUGCAAACCGUCCAAUGGAAUUACCAAGGAAAACCCUUCACCCAAGACAUCUACCCAGUGACCCCCUUCACCUCCGCCCACCUCAGCACAUCCUCCCCCUCCCCCUCUCCGCGUCCCUCAAUCUCCCACCCCCCCUCCACGCACUCCGCCUCCCACGCCUCCGGCACCGCAACCCCGACCCAACCACACGCAACACUCUCCAUCCCACUCCCGGACAGCAUCCACGGCGCCUACACCGGCCCGCACCACUCGGUGAAGCAUCAAUUGAUGUUGGUGUUCCAUCGGAAGGGAUGGUUGAGGAAGAGGGUUGAGUGGUAUAAGGACGUUGAGAUUUUUCAUCGGGAUGUUGGGGAGGAGUUUGAGGGGGUACCUGGGGUUAUUGAGGAGCCGGUGGGCAUGGAUGUGGAUAGGUUGAAGAGGGAGUUGGAGAGGGUCAAGAUGAAGGGGAGACGGUGAGGUGUGGAAGUCAGUAAGCAGGGGAUUUGGUGAACGUGGAAUUCUUUGGUGAGGAUAUGAUUGCGGUGAUUCAGGAUAUCGGUAAUGUCCCAUCGUUAAGGGAAUAUACUCAAACCUUCUCUCCUCCAAUUUCAUCCCAUCCGCAAUAUCUAGAGAACAGAACUCAACACCAUCGGCCCCUCAACCUCCUUCCUCUUCUCCGCUCCCAGCGCCUUCUCAACG